AUGGAGAAAGUAACAUUAGAAGCGUUGGAAUGGAAGCUUGAUAAAAAUAAACGUGACACUGUAAUUCCACAAUCCCAAAGAUUUCAAUCGAGAUCGCAAUUGCAAAUACAUCGUCGAUUCCUAUUUUCUUCUGCUCUCAAACGUAUGUCCAGUGUAUCUACAGUGACUACGCCUCGAGGGAAAAAAACAUUUAUUGCUGUUAAAGGUGCUCCCGAAACUCUUCGUCAGAUGUACCUUUAUGUACCUGAUGAUUAUGAGGAAACCUUCAAGUUUUUCACUCGACGUGGGAGUCGUGUGUUGGCUCUUGGCUAUAAGUAUUUGGAGGAUAACAUGACUAUUGACAAGAUUAAUGGUCUUCUACGUGAAGAUGUCGAAAGCGAACUUAAUUUCGCAGGAUUCCUCGUUUUUCAUUGUCCACUGAAGGACGAUGCUGUUUCCACUCUUCAAAUGCUAAACGAAUCAUCACAUCGAGUUAUAAUGAUUACCGGUGACAAUCCUUUAACUGCUUGUCAUGUGGCUCGUGAGGUGAAAAUUAUCGAAAGAGACGUUUUGAUAUUGGAUAUUCAAGAAGACGCAAAAAGUCCGGAUGAACUUGUUUGGAAGUCGGUUGAUGAGAAAAUCAUGAUACCUGUAAAUCCUAUCGAACCAAUUGAACGAUCUGUAUUCCGCGAUUAUGAUAUUUGCGUAACAGGUGCUGCAUUGUCCCAGUAUGAAAACAAACCAUCCGUUAGAGAGUUGUUGAGAAAUACAUGGGUAUAUGCUCGCGUGUCACCUGGGCAGAAGGAAUUUAUAUUAACUGAACUUAAAAAAGCUGGGUACACAACAUUGAUGGUCGGUGAUGGUACAAAUGAUGUGGGUGCUUUAAAACAGGCUCAUGUAGGUGUUGCCUUGCUUAACGGCACGCCAGAAGAUCUUAAAAAAAUCGCCGAACGUCGACGUAUGAUUACACUUAAGGAUAUGUAUGAGAAUCAACUGAAAUUCACUGCACGAUUCAAUAUGCCACCGCCACCGCCACCACCAGCCAUUGCUCACUUAUUUCCACAUAUUACUCAGCAACAACAACAACAAAAUAAUCCAGCGAGACAUGCACCACGGGUUGAUCAAAUUGCCGAACAAUUACUACAAGACUUUGAUGAUGAACCUCCAAGCAUUAAAUUUGGAGAUGCAUCUGUUGCUUCUCAUUUUACUUCGAAACUUUCAAACGUUUCUGCCAUCGCAAAUAUUAUACGUCAAGGUCGAUGUACACUUGUCGCAACUAUACAGAUGUACAAAAUUUUGGCCCUGAAUUGCUUAAUUUCGGCCUAUAGUCUUAGUGUAUUAUAUUUAGAUGGAAUUAAAUAUGGUGAUGCUCAAGCAACCAUUUCUGGAAUGUUACUUGCCGUUUGUUUUCUUUGUAUUUCUAAGGCUAAGCCCUUGGAGAAACUUAGCAAACGACGACCACAAACCAAUAUCUUUAAUUUCUAUAUAAUCUUUUCCAUAUUGGGCCAAUUUGCAAUUCAUAUUGCUUCAUUAAUUUAUAUAGUCGAUUUAGUAUUUAAACACGAGGAAAAGAAACCUGUUGAUUUAGAAGGCGAAUUCGAACCAAGUUUAUUAAACACGGCAGUAUAUUUGAUAUCGUUGUCUAUGCAAGUUUCAACAUUUGCCAUCAAUUUUCAGGGACAUCCUUUCAGAGAGAGUCUGAGAGAGAACAAAGCACUUUUUUAUGGUUUAGUUUCAGUUGCAGGAAUUGCUUUUGCUGGAGCCUUGGAAAUAGUUCCCGAAAUAAAUAGUCUUUUACAACUG
This is a messenger RNA of Funneliformis caledonium, 1782 nucleotides long. The record is from the annotation of a GenBank genome assembly. NCBI's taxonomy places the organism in Eukaryota, Fungi, Glomeromycota, Glomeromycetes, Glomerales, Glomeraceae.